UGGUGAAGUUCUGAAAGCAGUAAGAGAGCCACCCGGUGCUGGUGAACUGCACAGGGUACAGCAUCGAAUUCGUUGCCGUUCAAAGCUUCGGGGUCGUUUCGCCAUCAUUCCAAGGGUCUUCUCGGCUCGAACGGACGUGCAAAGGCAGUUUCUCCAGGCUCGGUGAGCAAGGCUCCAAGUGUGAGUGUGAAAAAGUGUAGGCUAAACGGCAGCCAUUUGUUAGGAGCCGGAACAUUUUUCCAUCCUUGCGAAUAAUUCGGCUAUCUAGUGAUUAGAAACCGGCAUUUUUUCGCCAAACAGGAAACGGAAAAACAUUUUCGGUAAAUCCUACGAGUGAUCGUGUGAAGUGGCGUCUUAGCCGACCCAGAUCUCAGUUCGUUUUUUUGAGUAAGCAGUAGCAGCAGCGGUAUUCAGGAUGGGUAAGGAGAAGACUCAUAUUAAUAUCGUCGUCAUCGGACACGUCGAUUCCGGUAAGUCGACCACCACCGGUCAUCUGAUCUACAAGUGCGGUGGUAUCGAUAAGCGUACCAUCGAAAAAUUCGAAAAGGAAGCCCAGGAAAUGGGCAAGGGUUCCUUCAAGUAUGCCUGGGUUUUGGACAAACUGAAGGCUGAACGUGAGCGUGGUAUCACCAUCGAUAUUGCCCUGUGGAAGUUCGAAACCGCCAAGUACUAUGUGACCAUCAUUGAUGCCCCUGGACAUCGUGAUUUCAUCAAGAACAUGAUCACCGGAACGUCGCAGGCCGAUUGUGCCGUGUUGAUUGUCGCUGCCGGUACCGGUGAGUUCGAAGCCGGUAUCUCCAAGAACGGUCAAACUCGCGAACACGCCCUGUUGGCAUUCACCCUCGGAGUCAAGCAGCUGAUCGUUGGUGUUAACAAGAUGGACUCCACCGAGCCUCCAUACCAUGAGGCCCGUUACGAGGAAAUCAAGAAGGAGGUGUCCUCCUACAUCAAGAAAAUCGGUUACAACCCGGCUUCCGUUGCUUUCGUCCCGAUUUCCGGCUGGCACGGUGACAAUAUGCUGGAACCAUCGGACAAGAUGCCAUGGUUCAAGGGAUGGGUUAUCGAACGCAAGGAAGGCAAGGUUGAGGGUAAGUGUCUGAUCGAAGCCCUGGACAACAUCUUGCCGCCUUCCCGUCCCACCGACAAGGCUCUGCGUCUCCCGCUGCAGGAUGUCUACAAAAUCGGCGGUAUCGGAACGGUACCAGUCGGUCGUGUUGAAACCGGUAUCCUGAAGCCAGGUAUGGUGGUCGUAUUCGCCCCGGUCAACAUCACCACUGAGGUCAAGUCGGUCGAGAUGCACCACGAAGCGCUGCCGGAGGCUCUGCCCGGUGACAACGUCGGCUUCAACGUCAAGAACGUCUCCGUCAAGGAGUUGCGUCGUGGCUACGUUGCUGGUGACUCCAAGUCCAGCCCGCCGAAGGGUGCCGCCGACUUCACUGCUCAGGUCAUUGUCCUCAACCACCCUGGCCAGAUUGCCAACGGAUACACCCCGGUGUUGGAUUGCCACACCGCCCACAUUGCUUGCAAGUUCGCUGAAAUCAAGGAGAAGUGCGAUCGUCGUUCUGGCAAGGUCACUGAGGAGAAUCCGAAAUCCAUCAAAUCGGGCGAUGCCGCCAUCGUCAAUCUGGUGCCAAGCAAGCCGCUGUGCGUCGAAUCGUUCCAGGAGUUCCCGCCGUUGGGACGUUUCGCCGUUCGUGACAUGCGUCAAACCGUCGCUGUCGGUGUCAUUAAAUCUGUCAACUUCAAGGAGGCGACAGGUGGUAAAGUAACCAAAGCCGCCGAGAAGGCCCAGAAGAAGAAAUAACUAGAGACACCGGAACACCCGAGUAUCAUAGCGGCCGUCACAGAGCAGUCGCUAGCAGCUAGUAGCAGCAGAAGCAGCAGCAACCAUAACAACCCAGAUAAAAUGAACACUACUUUUACUACUAAUAAACGCAACCAAUACUCUACAUUAUUAUUAUUGAAUAAUGAUGAUCUUACGAUGCGGACUUUUGUUGAAAGCGCAAUCCUAGCGAUUGACUUCAAUAGAAAUCAUCCAUUAUUAUUAAAUAAUAAUUUAAGAAAUAAUAUUAAUCGUAAACUACAAUUUAAUAAUAAUCGUAAUAAUUUAAACAAAACCACACAAGAUAAACCGCAAGCCGGCUGGUAUGCACAUGAUUUUAUUGGAAGCAUUGCUAAGAAAAUCACUGCAAAAACAACAACAGCAACAAACAUACAACCAUCUUUAGUUCAAAUGAUUUUCCUCUACCGGCAACAUCUUUCAUCGAUCCUUCACUCGAUCAACCACAAAACCAAUGUGGCCAAUGGCAACAGCAGUAACAAUAGCAGUAGCAGCAGCAGCAGCAACAAGAACGGUUCUUACUCAUACCCAUCGUCAUCUACAUCAUCUGCUAAGAAGACUAAUUUAUUUUACCACCAUAGAAAUGCAUUUCGAAGGAAAGAAAAGACCUCUGAGCAGGACACGAAACCAACAAAGAUCGCCAACAUUUCCACCAUCUUUGAAGCCAUCGGUGUUGUCGAGUGUAUCGUUCUACUUCUCCACGUUCAGCAGCUUUUAACCGCGAUAUGCUCAUCCGCCAUCAUCGUUACUGUUAGAUUAGCUAUUUCUAACAAUUUUUCAACCAACCUGUCAUGAUACGGUCGCCUAAGUUUAGUACCAACCAAUGAAUGAUACCAAAGGAUUUAUAGGUUUUACAAGAUCUUUGUUAAUUUAUGUAACCACAGAUAACUAAGUUCGUUGUAAUGAAACCCAACCUAGAAACGAAAGUAACCCUCAAAGAGAAGAGAAAAUAAAGAACCCUCGCACACACAAGCGAAACAACUGAUUGGCUAAAUUUGUCAAAGAAGAAAAAACUAUUUGUGAUAUUAAAUCUGCUGUGUUUGUUUUUCUGUUAGAACUACUUUUUCGUACUGGAAAAUCUAAUUUUCAAAACAAAACCAUAAAAGACACGUGACAAAACAUUUAAAAGCAAAACACCUGAAGAUGAGAAAGAUGUGCGCUGCUCGACGACAGAGGCUCUUUACAACAAAACGCAAGAUCCACCCAUAUACUUCCUUCAAACAGGCGAAGACACAAAUACAACGGAAAGAACGCAUAACAAAAAAAUCAUCUCAUUUACGCACAUUACAUUCGCAUCAAUGGAAACAAUAGAAGAGAAUCACGAGAAAUAAAGCAAAUGCGCAUUAAAACCUACUACCUAUUGUUUUAUGUUCUGUCUGCAGGAUAUCAUUGAUGUUAGAGAAGCCGAAGGAAGUUUUUUAGUGUGUACUUGUAGUGUGUUUGCUUAGCUGUACCAUUGUUCCAACUGAUAGGUAGGCAGCUCUGCUAGUGGUUUGCUUACUUCAUAUUGUAGUUGCACCAGGGAAACAUUUGUACCGUUCAUUCAAAAAACAAAACAACAACAACCAUGCAGACAGAUAGUUAUUGACUGUACUACCAAAUAAAUGUGACAAAUUUGUUUGCAAUGCAUUACAUCUGUACUUUCAAUGUUACAACAUCUCUAAUACCACAACCACAACAACACACACAAAUAUAAAGAGCGGAAAGAAUGCCAAUAAAAUUCAAGAAAAGGCUUGAAGCAA
Uranotaenia lowii is the source of this 3582-nucleotide messenger RNA. RefSeq names its product elongation factor 1-alpha-like. The coding region runs from base 416 to 1804 and encodes 462 amino acids. The transcript is spliced from 4 exons. Gene Ontology annotation, molecular function: translation elongation factor activity; GTP binding; GTPase activity. The record is from RefSeq and is a predicted model, not a curated record. Gene Ontology annotation, biological process: translation; translational elongation. Lineage: Eukaryota; Metazoa; Arthropoda; Insecta; Diptera; Culicidae.